Molecule: messenger RNA, 2577 nt
Organism: Jaculus jaculus (lesser Egyptian jerboa)
Lineage: Eukaryota; Metazoa; Chordata; Mammalia; Rodentia; Dipodidae
Gene: Gdpd2
Product: glycerophosphodiester phosphodiesterase domain containing 2
Exons: 17
Coding region: 377-1996 (539 amino acids)
Biological process (GO): lipid metabolic process
Cellular component (GO): membrane
Molecular function (GO): glycerophosphodiester phosphodiesterase activity
Source: RefSeq, a predicted model, not a curated record
ACAGGAGGAGGGACAGAGGGAUGGUGAAGGCUGCACAAAGGAAUUCCUCACCCCAAGCCCCCGACUGCAGGCGAGUGAAGAAGGAGAUCAGCUCUCCCUCCCACUUGCUUCCCAAGAUGGCUGGGCUCAAGCCAUAGAGCAGCUGCAGUCCUUCGGACCGGACCUACACAUCUUCCUGUAGGUGGCAACAGUGACACCUGUUUGAGCAGCGAGGUUAAGCCAAGGACUGGAAGAGGGAGGAGGCAGACCACUCGCAGAGGAGCUGAGAAGCAGAGCUGCGCUGGCUGAGCAAAGGGAGCUCCUGAAGAGAGGUGAGACCCUGGAAGGCAGUCUGGGAUGCAGGCAGAAGAUCGCGGGAAAGCAAGAGGCUUUCACCAUGGCCGAGACGUCCGGCUGCUGCUCCGUCUGGGCCCGCUGCCUCCACUGCCUGUAUAGCUGCCACUGGAGGAAAUGCCCCAAACAGAGGGGGCACACAAGCAAGUGUGACUGUAUCUGGUUCGGCCUGCUGUUCUUCACCUUCCUCCUCUCCCUGGGCUGGCUGUACAUUGGGCUCAUCCUUCUCAAUGACCUGCACAACUUCAAUGAGUUCCUGUUCCGCCGCUGGGGACACUGGAUGGACUGGUCCCUGGCAUUCCUCCUGGUCAUCUCUCUACUAGUCACAUAUGCAUCCCUGCUAUUGCUCCUGGCCUUGCUUCUGCAGCUUUGUGGACAGCCUCUCCAUCUCCACAGUCUCCACAAGGUGCUGCUGCUUCUCAUCGUGCUGCUUGUGGUCACUGGCCUUGUGGGACUGGACAUCCAAUGGCGGCAGGAGUGGCAUAGUUUACAUCUGUCACUGCAGGCCACAGCCCCAUUUCUUCACAUUGGAGCAGUCACUGGAAUCACUCUCCUGUCCUGGCCUGUGGCUGAUACCUUCUACCGUAUCCACCCAAGAGGUCCCAAGAUUCUGUUACUGUGCAUAUUUUUUGGAGUCACCAUGGUCAUCUACCUGGCUCCCCUAUGCAUCUCCUCACCAUGCAUCAUGGAACUAAGAAACUUACCCCCUAAGCCUUGGCUCAUGGGACACAGAGGGGCCCCCAUGCUGGCCCCCGAGAACACUCUGAUGUCCCUGCGGAAGACAGCUGAAUGUGGAGCUGCUGUGUUUGAGACAGAUGUUAUGGUCAGCUCCGAUGGGGUCCCCUUCCUUAUGCAUGACGAGCAGCUGAGCAGGACCACAAACAUAGCCUCGGUGUUUCCAGCCCGAACCACAGCCCACAGCAGUGACUUCUCCUGGGCUGAACUGCAGAGACUCAAUGCUGGAUCCUGGUUCCUAGAGAGGAAACCUUUCUGGGUGGCCAAAGAGCUGUCAGGUACUGAUCGGAAGGAGGCUGAGAAUCAGACAGUACCAGCAUUAGAAGAGCUACUGAAGGAAGCAGCCACCCUGAACCUUUCCAUCAUGUUUGAUUUACGUCGACCCCCAAGAAACCACACAUACUAUGAAACUUUUGUGAAACAGACACUGGAAACUGUGCUGAAUGCAAGCGUGCCUCAAGCCAUGGUCCUUUGGCUACCUGAUGAAGACAGAGCUAAAGUCCAACAACGGGCACCCAAUAUGCGUCAAAUAUAUGGACAGCAGAGAGGCAAUGGGACUGAAAAGCCCCAGUUUCUCAACCUUCCUUACCAAGACCUGCCACUAUUGGAUAUCAAAGCGCUGCACCAGGAUAAUGUCUCAGUGAACCUAUUUGUAGUGAACAAACCCUGGCUCUUCUCCCUGCUCUGGUGUGCAGGGGUGGAUUCGGUCACCACAAAUGAUUGCCAGCUGCUGCAGCAGAUGAGUUCCCCCAUCUGGCUUAUUCCCCCCCAAACAUACUUGAUGAUGUGGGUCAUUGCCGAUUUUGUUUCUAUCCUGCUGCUUUUGUGGACUUUCCUCCUCCGAGGGAGAUGUGCUAAGGAGAGAGGGAAAACUGGAUUAGAAACAGCAGUGCUGCUGACCAGGAUCAACAAGUUCAGCACUGAGUGAAUGCUAUGCCCUGACACCCACUGGCUGUAGUCUAAACACCGUCUGUAUUGAUCAAAAGGAAGGAAGGGAGCUGAAGUGGUGGGUGAGGGGUAGGGGAGGGUCUUUUCCAACAGGUUUCAAACCAGAAAGGGUCUCUGUCUAGAUAGGGAGCAUGUCUUAAAAUGCCUUAGAAUCUGCUGCUGCCUUUGGGGUAUUGACAUGAAAUAGUUGGGAAAACCACAAGUAGCCGGAAGUUGCUCCCAAAUUGAAAUUAGAAUGAGGAAGUAAAAGAUCACCAAGAUAAUGCCUUCCAGUUUGUGCCACAGAAGACACGUGGUGUCAGUGGAAUAGCUUGAACAGUGACUGCAAUAACAAAAUGACCAUUCCUAGAGGACUCUUAAGAUGUCCAAGACAACGAUCCCCACUCCAUGCCAUGUCCUCUCUGACCCUUGCAAUUUAACUGUUUUCCUGCCUAGAGGUGGAAAGCUAAAGAACCUAUUUAGCCAUGUAAUUCUGUGCCUAUGGGUGGCUUCAUGUGCACAGUGAAUGGUUGUUUUAUCUUGUCUGUUAAUCUGUUGUCCAAUGAAUUUAAUUGUCAUUUA